CCAGCUGACAUACCUUGGACAAACCCUAAAUAGCCCAGCACAAGCUCCAGCUGUUGCUGCGUUUCCCUGACUCCAUUAGAUGAGUCAGGAUCCAAUCCCAUCAGCACUUAAGAGCCUUCCAGACUUACAUCCCUUAUCCCAAAUCAUCAGCAACAAAGAGAUUCUGUCAUCACCCCCUCUGCAACAAGGAUGAGCCUGCAGUGAAGGUCUCCCCAUGAGUGCAGCCCUACAGGUGACAGCAUUCGGGCUUGCUCUUCUCUCAACACUCUUCCUACUCCUGGCCACAUGCACAGACUGCUGGAUGGUCAAUGCUGAUGACAGCUUGGAGGUAAGUCACAAAUGCCGGGGACUUUGGAGGGAGUGUGUCACCAACAUGCAGGACGGGGUCAGGACCUGUGACCAAUAUGACUCAAUUCUGGCUGACCACCCAGUGAAGAUUGUGGUGACACGGACCCUGAUGAUCACAGCAGAUCUCCUGGCUGGCCUGGCUUUGGCCACACUGGUCCUUGGGCUUGACUGCAUCACCUUCCUCAAGGAAGAUCCUUAUGUCAAACUGAAGAUGUGCUAUGGAGCUGGAGUCAUACUCUGCGCUGGCAGCAUCCUGGGUCUCAUAGGCUCUGUGUGGUAUGCAGUGGAUGUCUACGUGGAGAGGGCCAUGCUGGUGUCACACAAUAUAUUCCUGGGAGUCCACUAUGACUUUGGGUGGUCAUGCUGGCUGGGGAUGGCUGGCUCCAUGGGCUGCUUUGUGGCAUCUGUUCUGCUGACCUGCUGCCUCUAUGCCUGCACAGCCCCCAGCAGCCGCUGUCAACCCCAGAGGCAUCCCCAGCCCCGGGGCCGAACAGCCACCCGGACAGCCACCAGCAAGAUGUACGCCAUGGAUUCCCGUGUGUGAUGGCCGCACCACCUCCUGCACCUGCCCUGAUAUGGGACCUUCUCCCUGCCAGUCCGACCCCAUUAAAGCACUAGCACCCGUACUGAGACAUUUCUGCAGCUGCUUCCAGGUUCUGAUGUAGCCAGCUGACUGCUAAAAGCAAAGGUACUGCAGCAGUCAGCCAGGGAAGGGUUUUUUCCCCACUUCCAGCCAGGUCUCAUGAAGAUAAAUCCCAGAAAAGUAUUGCUUUAAGGAAAGAUGCCCCUGUUCCCUGGGGAAGCUGUCAGGACACUGAGGGCAGAGUAGCUCCUCUGACAUUGCUCAGCCCAUGCUUUGGGAGAAUUCAGUGGGAAGUCUUUUCCACACGGAGCAGCACUGACUCCAUGUGGCUGGUAGCCUUCCCACACCAGCCCCACUGGAAACCUUCCCUGGGCUCGGACUCAGGGCAGUAUGAGGCUUGUGCUCAAAAACUGGGUAAAACCAGGAGUCUGGAAUACUUAGUUAUCCAUGUUUUCACGGGGAAUCAUGAAGGAACACCGAAGCCAUACACACAAGGAGGUGAGUCAGUCUGAAGCCUGAUGGAGUACUUCUCACCCCCAGCUAAGCACACAGACACCUUUGCAGCACAGGGAAACCAAGCAAAAUCUCCUCGGCACUGUCACCCUGAGAUGAGGAAAGUCAAGCUCCAGGCCCAAGCAGAUGGUGCUGCAGGGACACAGUCAGUCCCCAAAACAGAUGGGUGUGAAGAAUCAGAGUCCCACUCCUGCAGCCCAGCCAGGCUGCAAAGCACUGGCAUCCAAAACCUAGAGAAGCUGUAAGGGUCUUCUUGAGCCAUCUGCCCCCUCACAUGAAGUCAAAGGGGCAGCAAAGCUGUUUUUUAGUGCUGCUUCUCACACUUCUGCAACAUGGAAUGUCUGGGGCAAGUCUGUCCUGUUUCCCAGGACCCCAGGAACCUGGGAAAGGAGAAAAUCCAAACACUGAGUGGCAGGAAAGAGCAGAGAUCAGAUUGUGCAGUCAAACAACAGUGUCUGGAGGGCAGGAUGCUCACAAAUGGCACAGCCAGGGGAUGAGCACGUGUAAGCAUUAGCAGGUAUAGAGAGCAAAGCCUGGAGCACUAGGAUUGUUGGGACACCUGGGAUGACUGGGACACCGGAGCCCACAAGAAAAUUAUUAAGAGCACAGAGCUCACUGGUAUGCAGAAGGGUCCCAAAAACUGCCAUUGGACAGUGACCCCCUCGUGCAGGUGCUCUGCAGUGGUUCUGACAGGUGCUGGCAGACCAUGGCACAGCUGUGAGCGCCAUGCUGAAGGAGCAGCCCCCACUCACCAAGUUCUCACCAUGGCAGUGGGGUGCAGCCAAAGCCAGCUUUGUCAUAAGGCGCAGCCCCAUCUCCACGCUUCUGCACCCAGCUGGCUCUGCAGUGCAUUCACGGAGCAACAGCGCCAUAGCACAGCCCCAAUGGCAAGUUUGGGACUUCUUUGGUAUCUAGAACCUGGCACAGGCUGCCCAGAGAAACCAUGGCUGUCCCAUCCCUCAAAGUAUUCAAGGCCAGCUCGGACAGGGAUUGGAGCAAUCCAAUCUGCAAGCUGCAAGUAGAAGGUGUCCCUGCCCACUGACAGGGCAUGGGAUGGGGCGAGCUUUAAGUUCCUCAUUCCUCCAACCCCAACCAAUGUGUGAUUUUACCAUUUUGGGGGAGGGUUUCCCCUUUUUUUUAAGCACCAUCACACCAAGUCAGGUCUACAAGUGCUGUACUCCAGCAAGGACACAGCCAAGCUGUACCAGCAAACAGCUCCUGGAAACACACUGGGCUAGCACUACAAACUCCCACCCCUCUGUGGCUGCCCAUCAUUCUCCAAUGUGACUCAACUGCACCUUCAUUGGUUUUUUUACUUCAACUUUUCUGCUUUACCCCACCAGCCUGUAUGCCCAAAGAGUAAAGCAGUCAUUUUUUUGCCAAACCUUCUAUGAAUACUGAAAACCUUUAAAACACCUAAGCACACAUGGUAACUCUUUAAGACCUUUAUUAACAGAUGCUUGCAGUUUGACUUGAAAAAAUCAGGCGUAUAUUUCAUACAAAUUAAAAAUGAGGUUCUU
Zonotrichia albicollis (white-throated sparrow) is the source of this 2964-nucleotide messenger RNA. RefSeq names its product claudin-16. Gene Ontology annotation, cellular component: bicellular tight junction; membrane. The record is from RefSeq and is a predicted model, not a curated record. NCBI's taxonomy places the organism in Eukaryota, Metazoa, Chordata, Aves, Passeriformes, Passerellidae. Gene Ontology annotation, molecular function: structural molecule activity.